This is a messenger RNA of Doryrhamphus excisus (bluestripe pipefish), 2759 nucleotides long. RefSeq names its product ubinuclein 1 (gene ubn1). Gene Ontology annotation, biological process: chromatin organization. The record is from RefSeq and is a predicted model, not a curated record. Gene Ontology annotation, cellular component: nucleus. Lineage: Eukaryota; Metazoa; Chordata; Actinopteri; Syngnathiformes; Syngnathidae.
AGACGGCUAUGUGACGACUCAGCAUUGGCAGUCAUUUUGGGGCAAGGGAAAUCCUUCUAAUUUAAGAUAAUGCACGACUAAAUGACAAUUACUAUGGCCGUAAAUGCAGUCAUGUUUUGCAGGCCAUUACGUCAUUUCCGUAAACACCUGCCUCCAUUUAGUCUCUAAUUAAAGUCACAUGGUCUCCUCGCAACUGUUUCCAAGCGAGAUGGCUCAGCCUCGCCGCGUCCAGCUGACAUCUGUGACCUGUCAAGUUAACACGGCGGGCACCAGCACUAGAACCACCAUUCUACCCCAGAAGCAGACGCCGUGUGUCGACAAGGAAACCACCGCUUCUGGGGACACGGGCUCGAUCCGCCUCCUCCUUUCCUUGUUCGAGCCCGACGACCACAACUUCCCGGAGUUUAGCUACUCUCAACUGCUGGAGGACAAGAAGAGCAGCAACAAAAAUGAAGUCCAGCCAAGGUCCAUAUUUGAAGAGGAGGAACAAAAGGAGAAGGCACACUUGGCUGAUAUUGCCAAAAAGAUGGAGGAAAAAUAUACCGUAAAGAAAAAGCAGGAUCGGGUUCAGGACUUGAUUGAUAUCGGUUACGGUUAUGAUGAUGAAGAUUCCUUCAUCGACAAUUCUGAGGCUUACGACGAGUUUGUGCCAUCGUCCAUCACCACCAAAUUUGGAGGCUUUUACGUCAACUCUGGUGUACUUCACUUCCGUGAGGCUUCUGACACGGAUGACAAGAAACCCCCUGGCACCUCCAAAAAACGUAAACUCAAAGACAGACAGGACCAGUCAAACCCAAAGAAGAAAAGCUGUCACAAAGUUUCAAAGGAUCAAAACGAUGCUGAUGCACAGUCAAGUGCAGCGGCUGAGAUGGUGGCAGUUGACGACACGACAAUGCUGAUGAAGAAAAAAAAAAAGAAGGUGGCGGGUACGCUGAGCGUCACCAGAAUGCUCAAAAAGUUUCGACGAGAAAAGGAGUUGGAGCGACAGAAAAUGGAAAGUGGUCAUCCAAGCACGGUCGCCCUCCCAGAAACCCCUGUGAUGCCCAUGUGCCCGGCAGACGCUGGCGGAGGCGGAGGCUCGGGAUUGACUGACCCGCUGCUCAGUUUGAUCGGAUCCACCAAUGAGCAUGUACUUCUCCAGGCCGCCAACAGGGUGGAGUUUGACAUCGAUCUGGACUGUCUGUUGGAUGUCGGCGAAGAGAUUUCCUCACCGCAAUUAGCAACUCAGUGUUUAGCAGAAGCGCCACCUCCAACCCAGCCCAAAACAGAUGACCAGCCAUGUUCCUCCUCUAAUGCACCUCCAAUCAAAAAGAUGACCCAAGCACUUUCUCUUCAGUAUGCCCCACUGCCUGACGGACUCCCACCCCUCCUGGAGGAUAGCAUCAAGAAACUGAUGUUGGUGGCCAAGACCUCUGAGAGUGAGUCCAAACUCAAGUUCUUCACACCAGAAGUCAACUCUGUCCUGCUGGAUAUAGAGUGUCAGUGCCGUGAGCAUGGCGGACAUCUGCGCUCCAGAGUGUACGCAUACCUGUCGUCCUUCCUUCCCUGCAGCAAGGACACACUCUUGAAACGUGUCAAGAAACUCAAACUUGCAGAGGACCUUUCCAAUGUAGAAGAUCCUGUGCAGAAGCUGAAGGAGGCCAUUGGGCGAGCCAUGCCUGAGCAGAUUGCAUGUUUCAAUCAACACUGUGAAGAAUAUCAGCAAGUUAGGACCUUAAGGAUGACUGAGGAGGUUAAUGACGUCAAGCAAGGUGGCCAACGGAACAAUGUAGAAGACAAAGGAGUGAGAAGAAGCGGAGGUCCUAAGAAGUUGUUCAAAUGGAAUGAGGAGAUCAGGGAGGGCUUGUGCAAUGUGCUGAAGGAAAAACUGGACAUAUUUAAAAGCAAAAGUGAAGGUAGUCAGCAACUGGAGGACUACCUGAAGACCUUUUUAGAUAAUGACAUCAAACAUCUUUGGCCUAAAGGCUGGAUGCAGUCCAGGGUACUGAUAAGCGAGAGCAGGAAGAUGUUGGGCCUCCAGGCUUUACUCCCAAUGAGGAGGUCGAGAUCGGAGAAGAAGCAGUCAGUCAUUGACGUUCCAAACGUCGGAUCGCUCCCAGUCAAAGUGGAGCCUCGUGAAGUGGUCGAAGCUUCAAGCGUGUCCCGUGUAAACACGGAGGCCGAUAAUGAAGUCAUCAUCUUGGAUUCAGAUUCUUCAUCUCCGCCGCAGAUUGAUGAGCCCUUGCUCAACCCUGCACCGGUGAACAUCCUCACUGAGCAGGCGCUGGUUCAUAUGCGCCCCCUGGUGCCCAGCCAGGAGCUCUUGGUAGCCGCGGUGGCCAAAUACAAACGUUCUCUGCAGCACUGGAGCUUCAACACAGGCAAUGGCAGUCCACCACUUCCACCGCCACCUCCUCAGUGCAGCCCAGUCGACUUUGCGGAAGAUGCCCUGUGUCACGCGGUUCUUCCUCACCUGCUGCAAGACUUCAUGGGGCCCACUGGGAGUGUCAACCCAGAGGUCGAGAUGAGCUCAGAUGAUGUCAUUGUAUAACCUCAGACAUGGUCCAUCACGAUACGAUGUGACAUAUUUCCUGAAACCUAACAACUUUAUUCGAGAUAAAUGGAGGUCAGGUGCAGUCUAAUACGCUUGUUUAGAAUUUAUUCACACAAUAAAGACAUUGCAUGUUCUAUUAGCUGUUUCUUUCCGUUUAACAUUAACGUAAUUAGUAGAGACAUGACUGGCUUGAGAUCAACAUUGUCGAGGUAUUUACAGUCUUAUU